Messenger RNA from Phyllopteryx taeniolatus (common seadragon), 3789 nucleotides. Its product is annotated as LIM/homeobox protein Lhx1-like. Bases 605 to 1816 code for a protein of 403 amino acids. Gene Ontology annotation, molecular function: DNA-binding transcription factor activity, RNA polymerase II-specific; RNA polymerase II transcription regulatory region sequence-specific DNA binding. Lineage: Eukaryota; Metazoa; Chordata; Actinopteri; Syngnathiformes; Syngnathidae. Gene Ontology annotation, cellular component: nucleus. Gene Ontology annotation, biological process: neuron differentiation; regulation of transcription by RNA polymerase II. The record is from RefSeq and is a predicted model, not a curated record. The transcript has 5 exons.
CCCUUCGAGGGGUGACAAUUAAAAGGCCUUAUUUGGUUUUGCUCUUGGUGACGUCGCCCGCGUCUCGGUAGGUGAUUGGCUGCUUGCUCAGCGGCGAGCUGAUUAGUGCGCCUUUCCAUGCUGACAUUACAACAGAGCGGAAAAUGGGAGCCAAAUGGCAAGGUGGGACACGCUGACAGACGCCCUGGUUAUUUUGCGCCAUCUUCUUGACUCAAUCCAGGAUUUAAAGACACGCAGGCGUGGCUUGAUGCCGACUCUCCGCUAUUUCUCUGAGAUCAUCUUGAUUGGCCCGCUGUGUUUGGGGGUUUUAGGACAGAAAUGUUGUGUACCGGUUUUUUUCUCAACAGAUGACCAGUUGGUUUUUUUGGAGCUGUUGGUCUCGUGUGGAUUGUUUUGACAUGUUUAAAUCCUUUGGAUAAUCCUCGUCGUUAUUCACAUUGACUUGGACGCACGAGGAUCUCUGGAUAAAUAUUUAAAAAAAAAAAAAAAAAAAAAACAACAACAACAAAAAACGCCGAGGUGACUCGCCGGAGACCGGAAUAAACCUCCAAAGCACUGUGUGUAAAUAUAUAUUCGUUUAUUUAUUCGGAAUUAACUGCGCACCAUGAUUCAGUGCGCCAACUGCGAAAAACCAAUUGUAGAUCGGUUCUUGCUGAAAGUUCUGGACCGACCGUGGCACGUUCAGUGUGUGCAGUGCUGCGAAUGCAAGUGCACUUUGACAGAAAAGUGCUUCUCGCGAGAAGGAAGACUCUACUGCAAGAAUGACUUCUUUAGGAGAUUCGGGACCAAGUGCGGAGGUUGCUCCCAGGGGAUUCUGCCCAGCGAUCUGGUCCGCAGGGCCAAGAGCAAAGUCUUCCACCUCAACUGCUUCACUUGCGUGAUGUGCAACAAGCAGCUGUCCACCGGCGAGGAGCUUUACAUCCUGGACGAAUUCAAGUUCGUUUGUAAGGACGACUACCACAACAGCAACAACAACGGCAAAGACACCCUUCACCUCUCAGUGACGACGUGCAGCGAGCCCAGUUUGUCUCCGGACUCGCAGGACCUGCAGCAGGACGACGGCAAGGACUCGGAAGCGGGCCACCUGUCGGACAAAGACGCGUGCCCCAACGAGGGCGACGAGCAGGGCGCGGUGGGCAAGCGACGCGGGCCUCGGACCACCAUCAAGGCCAAGCAGCUGGAGACCCUGAAAGCGGCUUUCGCGGCCACGCCGAAGCCCACCAGACACAUCCGGGAGCAGCUGUCGCGGGAGACCGGCCUCAACAUGCGAGUCAUCCAGGUGUGGUUCCAAAACCGGCGGUCCAAAGAGAGGCGCAUGAAGCAGCUGAGCGCGCUGAGUGCCAGGCGACACAUGUUCUUCCGCAGCCCGAGAAGGAUGCGAGGUCUCGGGGAGAGGAUGGACACCGCGGAGCUGGGCCACUUCUCCUACUAUGGAGAUUAUCCCGGUGAAUACUACGGCCCGGGCGGGAAUUACGAGUACUACCAAGGCCCGCCGUCGUCCCAGGCGCAGACGCCAGCAGACUUAGGCUUUGUGCCCUCGGCAAUCCCGGCCGGCACGCCCUUAGGCGCCAUGGAGCACCGCCACCCCGGGCACCACUGCCCCGGCGGAGAGGUGCAGUGUUACCCCGAGGUGCCGUCGCACCACCCGGUGAACUCCCCCAGCCCGGAGCCCAACGGACCGAGCUCCAUGCACAGCAUCUCCAGCGAGAUGUGCGGGCCCAGCACGCCUUUCGCCACCGUCGCCCUCGGCGACAGCGGCUACACCAACCAACUGUCGCAGCCCUCGUCCGAGGUGAGCGAAGGAACUGUCUGGUAACGCCGGGCACUCUGAAGGCAGAUCACCACUUUACAGUAUUUAUUUAUUUAUUUAUUUAUUUAUUUAUUUAUUUAUUUAUUCAUUCAUUCAUUCAUUCAUUCAUUCAUUCAUUUAUACAAUCUGAAUUCUUGAGUGUGAUUCUGUGCGUGUCUGCAGUUGAUUGUAUUCAGAUGGGACUCACAAGUACUACGUGCUGGAUUGUGCUGAACCUCUUUGACGGAGCAAUAAACACAUACAUACUGUAAUGUUUGGCAUCAUAAAAUAUGUUUUGUAAGAUCAUUAUUUAGGUUAUGCAUGUCAAUCCAUUCAUGCAUCCAUGGUCUUUUGUGCUUAUUCUUAUCUUUUCAAAAUCACCUUUCGGUAUUAAAAAACAGCUACUGGUGACUACAAGGUUUAGGAUUGAGAUUGUCAAGUUCAUUAUUGCUUUUGACCAAAAAGCUCUCUCAGGACUGUCUAAGCUUUGCUUUUGAAAUUUCAUUUGUCAGUUGUGUCCAAGCAGGUUUGCCUUCAAAAGGACACGAGAUGUCUGAAAGAAGACAUUUGUAUAGAGACUGAUCGUGCUUUAUGAAAACGAUGAGUUUACGCUUAUAAAUAAAAGAAUAUUAAUGAAGGGCAGUCAGUCAACUGUUUACUUUGAGUCCCCACUAUUUAAAUAUCACUGUAUAAAACCUGAUUGAUUGUGGAAAACUGAUUCCAGAGCACACAGACGAACUAAACCUCGGUAACUAUAUUUGUGUGAUCGCUCGCUGUGCUAGUUUGUAAUUGGAAACACACACACACACACACACAGACAUACACACGCACACAAAACCUGUGUUCUCGAAUGAUGCAACAACACAACUCGUGAAAUUGUGGCUACUUCAUGAUGAUGUUUACAGUAAAACAAACAAACAAGCAAACAAAACACAGCCAAGACACACAUUUGCAUGCAUAAUGCCAGCAGUAGCUGAUGUUUGUCAUGAGAUAAUUGUAGAAAAAAGGCUGAGACGGAUGUUUUUGACUAUUCACUGUAUGAUAAAAUGCAUUCUGAUUAUUGUUAUUUGUAGAAAUUGACUUUGGACACAAAUAUUAGCCUCCCUAAUUCAAAGUCCAACUGGAAUCCCUUUCAAACACUCAUAUUUGCAGUACAUACAGUAUGUCAACAUGUUUUGGGAAUAGUUUUGUAUGUUUUAUUGUGUAAUUUUAAAUAUGAAGUCAAAUAAAAUGAUGUGGACUGGAUACAACGGAAAUAUUCCUUUUAGGAGGACCUGCCGAUAACUUGUAUGUCAGACAAUAGUUUGCCAACCAAGUGACAAACUGACAAAACGUGAACACGAUUGCCCUCACGUGCACCAAAUUAGGCUGCUAGAAGACGACUGUUGGAAGAGCUCAGUCAGCCAGUAUACCGAGUUCUGAUCUUUACCCGAAAUUUAACCAUUAAUAUUGAAGCAGCGAGCCCGAGGCCAAAUUUAAACCCAGAACCUUUCAACUGCGAGGUGGCAGCAACCGUGCUGCCGUAGCGCAAACACUUCGAGCCAAAUAAUUUCAUUAUUCCACAAUAUGAAAACAAAAGAACCUUUGUUUGCCUUGGCUAAACUGAACUAUCAGUGUGAGGAAGCGGUACAGCGUUCAUCAACAAUUUAUAUUUGCCAGCCUGCUAUUUUUCUUUGGCGAGGGACUCACGUGAAUCUUAAUGAUAGCAAACAAAGGACAUCACGCAGAAAAGGUUUGCAGCGCCCGUUUCUCUUCCGUUUGCACACACUGUCAAAUAUUUGCCAGGUUGUGUAUGAUGUGUGCAAACAUGAUGCGAAAAAUGCAUUUUCCCAAACAAAAAAGAAAACAAAAACUUCAUUUCGUUGCUCGACACAUCUGAAUUUUGAUUUUGCGUUGUUGCGUCACUCCAGGGGUCACCAACGUGGAGCCCGAGGGCAGCAGGUUGUCCCAAAGCAGCCGAUGUGUAGCUCACCAGUGAUGGGACAUUGUGAUUGUUUUCG